AACAAUUAUCUUUUAAACUAUCAUUAAUUGACGGAUAAGGAUGAGCUAUCACUAAUGACUGCUUCGUGUCGUUUUCCACCUCCAAAUUUAUCAUUAUAAAUUCCUUAAUGACCGUUUCUAAAUAUUGAACAAUGACCCAUCCAAACAAGUAAACCGGACAAUGUAGUAUAUAUUAUUACUCAAAUUAAAAUUGAUUUUUUAAAAAAAUAUAUUGAAAAAAUGUCAAAUCACUUACAUGAAUUUGUUGAAAUCAAAAUCAGGAAUAAAACAUUCAAAAUUCUUCCAAACUUAUUAUUUUAAAAUACUUGAAAUUAUACUCUACUAAUAAAUCAACAAAUUUUGAUCCCACCAAUUCAGUUCUACGGUUACUUUCACAAGAUCAAGUUUAUAAUAUCAAAACUCAUAAUACUUAUUUCCCUUGGUUGAAACCAUAAUUUUUACCAUAUUAAACCACCAAUGGCUACAAUGGGGCAAAUUAUUUUCCAUAUCGAACAAAAAUCCACCACACCAAAACCUUGCAGCCUAAGUUGGCACUUUGCCCUUUCAUCAUCAAAUAGCGUACCACAUCCGGAAUUUUUGUUUUUCAUUUUUAAUUUUCCUUUUUUACUUCAAAGAAUCACUUCUCUCUCUCUCUCUUUCCCCCUAGAUGGCCACCUUACCUGCCUAUAUAAUUACGGGCAGUUUCCCUCCCCUGUGCUUUUUGUAUCAGCUUGGUAGAGCUUCAGACGAAGUUCAAAAAACGGUUUUUUUCUUUUUUUUCUUUUUCUUCUCAGAACCCCAUAGUUUAACCAUAAACACCCAUCAGCUGUCUCUUCUGAAAAAGUUUUGUUCUUUUCAGAAAUCUUCUUAUGAAACAUGGAAAAUGAAGGGGACCAUGUUGUUAAGAAACAGAAUGGUGAAGGAACAAGCAAGACCAACAAUAACACUCUCGAUCCUUCACUUCAAAGGGUUGGAGAUUCAACUGAGAUAAUUGAAGAGACACCACUUGGUCAGCACCGAAGGCAGGACGACCUUGUCUUAGAGAUACCGCCAAGUACUCUCGAAGAUGCCAGGGAGGAUUUUGUGAGAAUAGACAUGGCCAUAACACCAUCAACUACUCCUAAAAGAGUUAACUUUUCACCCAUGUCUAGCCCUAUUUUUUCCAGAUUUGAUGAGUCUCCAGCCAACUCAUCAGCAAAAAGUAAAUCAUCCUUAAAAAGCCUCCUUCCAAAGUUAAGUUUCAAAUAUCGCAACACUAAUUUGGAGAUUGAGAAGGCUGCCAUCUUAGCACUGGGAGGCUCAUCAGCAGACAUACAAGAGAAGCCUCGCAUCCCAAGGACGUUUUCCGUCUCAAAGCUUUUCACACCAAGAAUGAAGAAUACAUCAUCCUUACCUGGUACUCCAAUUGCCCAUUCAAACCCAGAGUCCAUGCAUGGUGGACAGAAAGGAGGGGCCAGACCACCCAUCCAUCGUUCACACUCAGUUCCUGUGCUCAACAAAGAUGGAAGCGUAACGCAGUUGGAUUCUUUAGGAGGUGUAUUUCGUGUAAUUCUUACAACUCCACGAGCAGUCAAGGGAUCUGUCGUGACAAAAUCAAACAUAGUUACCAAAAAUGAUACUGAUGGAAAUGAUGAUGGUGGUGAAGAUAUUCCUGAAGAAGAAGCUGUUUGUAGAAUCUGCUUGACUGAACUGGGAGAAGGUGCUGAGACCCUCAAGAUGGAAUGUAGUUGCAAAGGUGAACUUGCUCUUUCCCACCAAGAAUGUGCCAUAAAAUGGUUUAGCAUCAAAGGUAACAAAACAUGUGACAUUUGCAAGCAAGAGGUUCGAAACCUACCUGUUACUCUUUUACGAGUUCAAAAUGUUCAGGCUCAUAACUUGAGAGGCAGUGGGGCACGACUAGCUGAGGUUGCUAGAUACAGGGUCUGGCAGGAUGUUCCUAUUCUUGUCAUUGUUAGCAUGCUUGCUUACUUCUGUUUUCUUGAGCAGCUGCUGGUUACAAAAAUGAAGUCCGGUGCGAUUGCCAUCUCUCUUCCUUUUUCCUGUAUAUUGGGUCUCCUUGCGUCCAUGACAUCAACAACAAUGGUGAGGAGAAAAUAUGUCUGGAUUUAUGCUACAAUUCAAUUUGGAUUGGUGGUUGUUUCUGCUCAUCUUUUCUACUCAUUGCUCCAUGUGCAGGCUGUUCUUUCUGUUCUUCUCUCUGCAUUUGUUGGGUUUGGAAGCACAAUGUGUGGAACCUCUAUUAUUUAUGAGGUUUCAAGAGGGUGGAGAAGGCGGUAUGCAGAAUCAAAUCAACAACUUGGUUCUCAAGAGGUAUCGAGGCCAGAUCAACCACAGGUAACUGCACAACAAACACAGCCGGAUACUCACUCUAAUGAAACUGAAAGGAGAGUUUUAGAAAGUAGGAAUGACAAUUAAGUUAGCAUAUCUAUAGAAACCAUCUCAUUUGGUAGAGAUGCUUUACAUGCUUGUCUAUUUUUGCUGCUUUUAUUAACACUGCAUGGGGAAAAGCUUCCUUUUUUUUUUUUUUGGUUUAAUUUCAGUUCCAGUAAUAUGCUGUAAUAAUGCUUCAAUUCCCGUAGAUCAUUUUCACAACUCAAUGAAGAGUGAAAAUGAAAUGACAUCAACAAGUGUAAAAGAUGUUGAAUCUCAAUAUCUCAAUUCCCAACUACCUCAAGGACGACAACAAGGGGUUCCCUCUCUGCCUUUGAUAAAAACAAACAUGAGUUGUAUGGUAAAUGUUGUGGCUAGGGACAAGUUGAUGGUGAAAAGAUUUGAAUCUUGAUUCGGUUCCUUUUUCUUCUUAUACGGGCUUUGAAUUCAUUCAACCUUGUUUAUCUCAACAUAGUUUAUUGGUCAAAAGUUUUUAAAUGUUUACUUCAACCUUGAGCAGGUGAGCCUGAACAAGUCUUGGGAUACGUCAGAGGGAAACAUUAACUUGUAAAAAAUUUUUUAUCAUCGUAACAAAAAGAAUUAUGCAAGAUACAUCAUAUAAGUUUAAACUCUAUAAAAAUUUUGGGGCUGGUUAUUCAGCCUAUUUAGUUAAUUUCAAAUUGAAUUAUGCAAAAUCAAAUUAAUAUAUUUCAUUUUGAAUAAUUUUGAACACCUAACUUUAUUUCCAAGAGAUAAUUUUCAAUUUUAUUUCAUAGAAUAAACAGUAAAAUCUUGUGUUUCUACCAAGUACCAAAUCAUCAAAUAGUUGCCCUAAUUUCAGGACAAGCUUGCCCACGUCCAGUCACCUAGAUGCGUGAAGCUAUCCGCUUGUUUAACAUCAGUUUUUGGAUGAUCAACAAAAAUCAUAUGGUAGUGGUGAUGAUGCAUCACCAUUAAUUAAUAAUCACUCGAAUACACAUCUAAGAUAUACAAAUCUUAAAGGAGCAACUUCUUGUUAUUCCUGUCUAUGUCAUAAAUAUAUAUAUAUAUAUAUAUAUUCUAGUAAUAACCGUUUGUGCUUACAAUGGAGGUUUCUUUCUUCCUUCAGACCUCUUCAUGCUGUCAAUGGCAUUUUCAAUGGAUUCAGUCGG
This is a messenger RNA of Durio zibethinus, 3500 nucleotides long. The record is from RefSeq and is a predicted model, not a curated record. NCBI's taxonomy places the organism in Eukaryota, Viridiplantae, Streptophyta, Magnoliopsida, Malvales, Malvaceae.